Molecule: messenger RNA, 520 nt
Organism: Rubroshorea leprosula
Lineage: Eukaryota; Viridiplantae; Streptophyta; Magnoliopsida; Malvales; Dipterocarpaceae
Source: the annotation of a GenBank genome assembly
ACUAUACAAUUAUUUUUUGUGACAGAAAGUCGGGUUUGGAAGCAUUUGAUAUUAGAUUUGAUGAGCAUGCGCCAAAAGUGGCAUUGCCACAAGGGGCCUUUGUGGGAGAUUAGUGGUUAUGUUGUUGUUUAUCCACCCACAAUUCAUAGGUCGAACAAGCAUGGGUUGUUUGACAAGAUAUUGGAAUUAAGUUAUGCUAUGGCAGAAGAGGGUUUUUGGACCGAGAAGGAUCUCAAGUUCACUGCUGCUUGGCUUCAGGACUUGCUUGCUGUGAGAUUUGCUGCUGGUUUGUUCUCAGCUCCUACGGAGUGUUUGCUUCAUGCGCUUGAUAUCGCGCUAGAGCUGCUUGACAAGCACGAUGCCUCUGUGGACAUGGAUCCCUAUGGAUUUGCCACCUGCUUUAGGAUCGUCACCUUUUCAUUAUCGGAGCUCCAGUAGAGCUUUAAUCAACUCUUUUUCACCACCUGUGAACAUCUCACCGGCUUUAAACUCAGAACAGGGAUAAAAUCGAACGAUUGAU